AUCCAUCCACCAUUUGCCUGCUCUCCUCGCCGUGUCCCAGGCCAGAAUCACACCACAGGGAUGUCCCCAACACCGCCACCGCCACACACGCUGCCCGGCUCCUCCCAAUCAAUCGGCCGCCGCCUCGUCCACGCCCGCGCUCCGGGCUCCAGCAUUUCGACGAACACGUCCGCGGCCGCAGCCAUGGCCGCGCUCCUCCUAUCCUCCCGCCUCCCAACGACCACCAGCAGCAGCAGCACUACAGCGGCAUCCACCCGCCCCGCUCCCCGCUUACUCUCCUUCCGCAAAACCUCCACCACCGCCGCCGCUCGCCGCCGCGGCCGGGGCCCGCUCCUCGCCUCCUCCGCGGCUGCGCCGGCCCCGGUGGCGCAGCCCUUCCGCGCGCUGCCGGCCUCCGAGACCACGGUCCUCGUCACGGGCGCCACGGGCUACAUCGGCCGCUACGUGGUCCGGGAGCUCCUCCGCCGGGGCCACCGCGUGCUCGCCGUGGCGCGGGCCCGGAGCGGCAUCCGCGGCCGCAACUCCCCCGAGGACGUCGUCGCGGACCUCGCCCCGGCCCAGGUCGUCUUCUCCGACGUCACCGACCCGGACGUCCUGCUCGCGGACCUCUCCGCGCACGGGCCCGUCCACGCCGCCGUCUGCUGCCUCGCCAGCCGUGGCGGCGGCGUGCAGGACUCGUGGCGCGUCGACUACCGCGCCACGCUGCACACGCUCCAGGCCGCGCGCGGGCUGGGGGCCGCCCACUUCGUGCUCCUCUCCGCCAUCUGCGUCCAGAAGCCGCUCCUCGAGUUCCAGCGCGCCAAGCUCAAGUUCGAGGAGGAACUCGCCGCCGAGGCCGCGCGGGACCCCUCCUUCACCUACAGCAUCGUGCGCCCCACGGCGUUCUUCAAGAGCCUCGGCGGCCAGGUCGACAUCGUCAAGAACGGGCAGCCGUACGUCAUGUUCGGCGACGGCAAGCUCUGCGCCUGCAAGCCCAUCAGCGAGGAGGACCUCGCCGCGUUCAUCGCCGACUGCAUCUACGACGAGGACAAUAUCAACAAGGUGCUGCCCAUUGGCGGGCCGGGGAAGGCGCUCACGCCGCUGGAGCAGGGGGAGAUGCUGUUCCGGCUGGUCGGGCGCGAGCCCAAGUUCAUCAAGGUGCCGAUCCAGAUUAUGGACGCCGUCAUCUGGGUGCUCGAUGGAUUGGCCAAGCUGUUCCCGGGGCUGGAGGACGCCGCCGAGUUCGGCAAGAUUGGCAGGUACUAUGCCUCGGAGAGCAUGCUGUUGCUGGACCCGGAGACCGGGGAGUACAGCGACGAGAAGACGCCGAGCUAUGGCAAGGACACGCUCGAGCAAUUCUUCGAAAGAGUGUUACGGGAAGGGAUGGCAGGGCAGGAGCUCGGCGAGCAAACAAUCUUCUAGGCCUUCUCCAUUGCCGGUUUCCGGGGAAGGAGCUUGUAAAUUCUGGUUCGACAAUGUAGAGAGGUGAGGUUUUUGACUUGCUGAUGAUGCAAACACAGCCUACUAUUUGAUUGUACCAUAGUCAAUGCAUUGUCUAAUUUGAAGGAAGAGAAAUUUUGCUCCCUUAAA
Setaria italica (foxtail millet) is the source of this 1569-nucleotide messenger RNA. RefSeq names its product divinyl chlorophyllide a 8-vinyl-reductase, chloroplastic. The transcript has a single exon. Gene Ontology annotation, molecular function: oxidoreductase activity. The coding region runs from base 61 to 1401 and encodes 446 amino acids. Lineage: Eukaryota; Viridiplantae; Streptophyta; Magnoliopsida; Poales; Poaceae. The record is from RefSeq and is a predicted model, not a curated record.